CUCAUUCAACAGGCAAUUUGUGCGCACUUACACCUCCGGAUCGGACGCGUUUGGACGAGAAAUUAUACGUCAUGUUUAGAAAUGGAUCUGGUCCGAUUGCGCACUGUGGUGCCUAAACGUCUCCUGUCCGUCUUUGUUGCGCGCCUGUCUCAGUAGCUCCAUCAUCUGCUUUAUUUGUGGGAGGUGAAGGAAAAAAAGGAUGGCAGCCUCCCAUAAUGGAUCGAAUAUUACCUCAAACUAUACGAACCAGUUUGUGCAGCCGCCAUGGCGAGUUGCACUCUGGUCCGUCGCUUACAGCUCGGUGCUGGCCGUAGCCGUGUUCGGCAACCUCAUCGUAAUUUGGAUCAUUUUGGCUCACAAGCGCAUGAGGACGGUGACUAACUACUUUCUGCUUAACUUGGCUUUCUCCGACGCUUCGAUGGCUGCCUUCAACACUUUGAUCAACUUCAUCUACGCGACUCACGGAGAGUGGUACUUUGGGGAGGCUUACUGCAAAUUCCAUAACUUCUUCCCGGUCACGUCCGUGUUCGCCAGCAUUUAUUCCAUGACUGCAAUUGCCGUGGACAGGUAUAUGGCCAUCAUCCACCCACUGAAACCUCGUCUGUCAGCCAAAGCCACUAUGGGGGUGAUUGCCUGCAUCUGGAGUCUGGCCGUGUUUCUAGCCUUUCCCCUCUGCUACUUCUCCACAAUUCGGGUUAUGCCUCGCAGGACCUUAUGCUAUGUGGCAUGGCCGCGCAUGGAAGACGACCCCGUCAUGUACCACAUCAUUGUGACCGUGCUGGUCUAUGUGCUGCCAUUGGUGGUAAUGGGCAUCACAUACUCCAUCGUGGGAGUCACUCUGUGGGGAGGGGAGAUCCCUGGAGAUUCGUCUGACAAUUAUCAUGGACAACUUCGAGCUAAAAGGAAGGUGGUGAAGAUGAUGAUCAUUGUCCUGGUGACCUUUGCCCUUUGCUGGCUGCCCUACCAUAUCUACUUUAUUGUGAUUGGACUUAAAAAGCAACUGAGCAGGUGGAAGUCUAUUCAGCAAGUUUACCUGUCAGUGCUGUGGUUGGCCAUGAGCUCCACCAUGUACAAUCCCAUUAUCUACUGUUGCUUGAACAGCAGGUUUCGAGCUGGCUUCAAGAGAGCUUUUCGCUGGUGCCCUUUCAUCAAGGUGUCUAGCUACGACGAACUGGAACUUCGCUCGACCAGGCAACACCCAACCCGUCAAAGCAGCAUGUACACGCUCUCAAGAAUGGACACCACCAUGGUUGUGGUUUAUGACCAAGCUGAUGGUGAUGGCAACAGCUCUGGAAGGAAGUGGUCCCUUUCCUCCAGGAAGAGAAGCUACAUCACUUCUCGCCACACACUGUCCUCUAGCAGCACUGGAAGCAUAAAAACUCAAAACGGCAACAUCCCCAUUGCUCAAGCUGAGCAAUUCUCUUGACUGUUUUUUUUUCCUGUCACGCAUCACAAUGACAAAGAAACAGCAUGUGCCAUUUCCUCCAUUUACAUUACACUUAUGUGCAAUCAAGAGUCUGUGUGUUCUAUUAUAAUGAUCGUCACAAUUCUUAGCUAAAAUAAGAGUGCACUUAAUGUUAAACAAUAUUUCCCUCUUAUCAGAUCAAGUGUCUCUUGCAACGGUGAAUUCCCGCUCAGCUAAAACAAACGAUAUCAAUAAUUAACAUCUAAAUGUUAAUUGUGCCGUUAUUUUGGGAACGUCUCAGCCCCGUGGUUCCAGUUAUCUGCUUGAAUUUACACAAUUAAAACACUGCAUGCUUGACUGAAAUUCUAUUCUUAGCAGAGUGAAUCAGACAAUACGUCGUGGGGGUUGUAAAUAUGUAAGUACGUCAAAGUUUUAUUUUCCGAGCAAUAUUAACUGUGAAUUUCAUUUGCCGUGUAGCGCUAUAAUGUGUUUCUCAUAAGAAAUGAAUGUCAAGUUAUUACAGUCUGCUACAUUUUGUGAAUAGUACUCUUUACAUUACAUACAGUAUAAAAGUAAGAAUAUGAGAACCUGAAUGGGCACUCUAGGAAAAGACGUUGCAGUUUGGACACUUUAAUGCAUGUUCAAACCUUUUCAAUGAAAGUGUACAGUUAAAUAAAAAAGAAAAAUGAGCCAUAGAUUUUGACAGGUGUUGGGCUCAGUAAAUCGAAAGGAAAGCAUCUUUGUUCUAUAGAUAUUUUUUUCUCCUGCUGUAAAUAAAUUAAUGUUAAAAUGUUAAAACAAGAAAGGAAAAUCAACAUUUUAAUGAAAAAAAGUAUGGUUCUUGCUUUGAUCAAGCCCUUUAACAUCGUGUAUUAGGAGUUCAAAACAAGAAGACAAAAAAGAUUAAUGUUCUUGCUGUUGUGAAGCCCUUUAAAUAAAUAGGAGUUCUGAAUGUUUAGAGACUUCUUGAAAGUAAAGGCACAAGAAUGUGAAGUAAAAUAAUAAGUGUUGUUUAAUAAUGUGAUUUGUUUGGAUGUUAAAGUAUACUGUGUGUUUACAUGUGAUAACUCUUCAAUGUUGUAUCUUGAAAAAUAUUAACAGUAUGUUCACCUCAUUUCAAGUAGUGAUUUUAUUGAAAACAUUGCUUUAUUUUUUUUAACAUUGCAUUUUGGGAUUUAUGUUUUCAGCAAGCAAUGCUUUCAUUCUUCCUUGGCGAAGAUCAGUUUUUUAUUUUUAUUUUUUAAAAUUUUUAAUCUUAUGUAAUUCAUCAUUAAUUGGUCAUUUGUCGCUGUCCGAUGAUAAACACGGGCUUCCAAAUUUUCAUGCUUGUUUUCAUCCAAUCCAAAGACCAAAUACCCUAUAUUGGCCUGAAUAUAAGACAGUGUUUUUUGCAUUGAAAUAAGACUGAAAAAGUGGGGAUCGACUUAUAUUCAGGGUCGAGACAUUACACCCAUUCACGACUCUAGAUGGCGCCAGAUAUCAUUGAAGCGAUGUUCUGUCAUGUCAGAUCUCAGCUACUCUGAAGUUUAACCAGUUUGCAUUAUUUUAUUGCAAUGUUUUUCCUUAUUCAGAUUUGUUUCAAGACUACAGUUACAGUUAGACUUCACUUUGAUGGUUAAUGCAGUUAUUGCAAUUUUGUUGUUUUAUCACAAUAGAUUGGUUUACUUACAUUUCAAAAACCAGAAGCCAUUCAUUUACGAAUGUAAUUGCACUUUAGUUUACAUAUUUUUGUUCAAAUAUUAAGAUUUGGAUGGGGCAAGAUAACAUGCUUUUUCUCUCAAAUAUAUUGUUAUAAUCAUUUGUUUCAGAUAUACUGUAAUUAUUUUCUGAAUAAAAAAUAAUUUGGUGUUCAAAAAGUCUUUUUUCAAACUUCAGUCUUGAAAAGGAGAGGGUCUUCUUAUAAUCAGGGCCGUCUUAUAUUCGCUCCAAUACGGUAAAUACUGUUCAACACGACCUUUGUGAAGUUAAGCAGAACGGAAGAAUGAAUGAGUGGCAUUUUAGUUAGAGGGCAGAAAAAUGUACAAAAUUUGGAUGUAUGUGUUUUUCAUUGGACAGCAACAACGUUAACCUUCUCGUUUAUUGCUGCUGAUAAAUUCUUAUUAAAAAAAAACCCAUUAUUCAUCCCCCCAAAAUAUAUCAUUGUCGUUAUUUUAAA
Molecule: messenger RNA, 3560 nt
Organism: Corythoichthys intestinalis (scribbled pipefish)
Lineage: Eukaryota; Metazoa; Chordata; Actinopteri; Syngnathiformes; Syngnathidae
Gene: tacr3a
Product: tachykinin receptor 3a
Exons: 5
Coding region: 200-1426 (408 amino acids)
Biological process (GO): positive regulation of flagellated sperm motility; G protein-coupled receptor signaling pathway
Cellular component (GO): plasma membrane; sperm midpiece
Molecular function (GO): tachykinin receptor activity
Source: RefSeq, a predicted model, not a curated record